AUGGCGCUGGACGGUUCCAGCAGUUAUGUCGCCCCCAACAACCUGAUGGGGUCCGCAGACGACUCCCUACCCAUCUUCGACGUCCAACGGGUGCAGCUCCAGUUCCAGAUCGCUGCGGACUUCGUGGCAGCUCAAGUCGCCAACAAUGUGCUAGUUUUGGCCCUUUCCACGGGCCGGAUCCUCCGUAUUGACCUGGAUACCCCUGAAGAUAUCGAUGACAUCGACCUGCCUAAGAAGUCUUCGGAGACUGGUCUUAUCCGGCGCAUGUUUCUCGACCCUACCGCAUCUCAUUUGAUUAUCACGACUACCCUCGGCGAGAACUACUACCUUCAUACCCAGUCGCGACAGCCCAAGAUCUUAUCCCGGUUAAAGGGUGUCUCCAUCGAAAGCAUUGCCUGGAAUCCUUCCCUGCCAACUGCCUCGACGCGUGAAAUCCUGCUGGGCACAACUGAUGGAAAUGUCUACGAGACCUACAUCGAGCCAUCUACGGAGUUCUAUCGGCGCGAAGAGAAAUAUGUCGCAGCAGUUUACAAAGUGCCGGAUGCCUCCCCGGUGAUCGGGAUAUGUGUUGAGCUUGCUUCGUUGAAACCAGAGCAAAGGCGAAUUCUGAUAGCGACACAUGGAAAGUUGACACACUACCUGGGACGUACGGGAUCAGUGAAACAUGGACGGGAAGGUGGCGGGCCUAUAUAUGCGGAUCUGUUCCAGCGCGAGACAGCAUUGAUCCACGAGGUUCAAAACGCAUCUGGCGCCGUGCCUUCUUCUUUAGUGCUUUCGUCGACAUCAGAAGGUCCCCAUGCAGAGGGGUUUACUGAGAAGGAAUUUGCUUGGCUUACCUCGCAGGGGAUCUUCCAUGGGCAACUUGCAUCUGAAUCCCCGUUUGACAAGGCCAAAAUGCUUCCCCGGUCCAAGUUCCCCGCCUCUCAAUCCGCGCGAGGUGGCAGGAAGAUGAUACAAGAUCCUAUCUCUGCAAUGACUUUGUCCCAGUGGCAUGUCUUAGCGCUUGUCGAAGGGCGAGUUGUUGCCGUCAAUCGCCUAAAUGCAGAGACUGUGUACGAUGAAGCAGUUCUGGAGCCCAGGCAGAGUGCGUUGGGUCUUCUGACCGAUUUGACACAUAAAACCUACUGGCUCUUUACCGGCCAGGAGAUCUUCGAAGUUGUAGCAAAUGAUGAAGACAGGGAUGUGUGGAAGGUUCUGUUAAAAGAGAAGAAAUUCGAUGAGGCGCUUCAAUUUGCUCGAACUCAGGCGCAGAAAGAUGCGAUCUUGACUGCAUCGGGUGAUUUCCUGGCCGGAGAAGGCAAGUUCCUCGAAGCCGCCAAAGUCUGGGGCAAGAGCAGCAAAGGAUUCGAGGAGGUCUGUCUGACGAUGGUGGACAACAAGGAAUACGAUGCCUUGCGGAAAUACCUGCUGUCUCAGCUGUCGACAUACAAGAAUACAUCUAUCAUGCAAAGAAUUAUGGUAGCGAGCUGGCUCGUGGAGCUCUUCAUGUCGAAGUUGAACUCCCUCGACGAUAACAUUGCCACCAAAGCAGAACUGACCGAGGGUGUGACGACCGGAGAGAUCGAGGAUCAACUCGGCAGUGUCCGAUCCGAGUUCCAAGAUUUUGUGAACAAUCACAAAUCAGACUUGGACAAGAAGACCGUGUACAGCAUCAUCAGUAGCCAUGGCCGAGAGGAAGAGCUACUUUUCUUCGCAACUGCUGCCAACGAUUACAACUACGUUCUCUCCUACUGGAUCCAAAGGGAGAAAUGGUCAGAAGCUCUCAAUGUUCUCCAACGCCAAAGUGAACCCGAUGUCUUCUACAAAUACAGCAGUGUGCUCAUGACACACGCCGCUACCGGUUUAAUCGAGAUCUUGAUGCGACAAACCAACCUCGAACCGGAGAGGCUCAUUCCCGCGCUGCUAAACUAUAACAAAACUACCAACGUCUCUCUCAGUCAGAACCAGGCUGUGCGCUACCUGAACUUCAUCAUAAUCAACCACCCCAGGCCAUCUGCAGCCGUUCACAACACCCUCAUCUCAAUCCACGCCUCCAGUCCGUCAUCCUCCGAAGGCGGCCUUCUCACAUACCUCCAAACGCAGCCGUCCUCGCCACCUCCCUACGAUGCAGACUUUGCUCUCCGCCUCUGUAUCCAAUACAAGCGAGUUCAGUCCUGCAUCCACAUCUACAGCGCCAUGGGUCAAUACCUGCAGGCAGUAGAAUUGGCUCUGGACCACGACGAUAUUGACCUCGCGGCCAUCGUCGCGGACCGUCCCGAGGGCAACGAUAAACUUCGCAAAAAGCUGUGGCUUCUUCCAGGUACUGGAAUCAAAGAUGCGAUUGAGUUCCUGGGUCGCUGCGAGCUCCUGCGCAUUGAAGAUCUGAUCCCCUUCUUCCCGGACUUUGUUGUCAUUGAUGACUUCAAAGACGAGAUCUGUACUGCAUUGGAAGAGUACUCGCACCACAUUGAUGAACUACGUCAAGAAAUGGAUAAUUCGGCACAGACUGCUCGACAAAUUCGCUCCGAAAUUGCCGGUUUGGACUCCCGUUAUGCCAUCGUGGAACCCGGCGAGAAGUGCUGGAUCUGCUCGCUGCCUCUUCUGAGUCGUCAAUUCUUUGUCUUCCCCUGCCAGCAUGCCUUUCACAGUGACUGCCUCGGAAAGGAGGUCCUAGAGGGCGCCGGCGGAAAGAAGAAGUACAUUCGGGAUUUGCAGGCGCAGCUAAGCAAGGGUGAUAUCUCUGCGUCGCGGAGAGAGGAGAUAGUAAAGGAAUUGGAUGGACUCGUUGCUGAAGCUUGCAUUCUGUGUGGUGACCAUGCUAUCAAGCAAAUCGACAAACCCUUUAUCACGGCCUCGGACUCAUUGGAUGAAUGGGCAUUAUGA
Messenger RNA from Penicillium argentinense, 2862 nucleotides. Its product is annotated as vacuolar protein sorting protein DigA. The coding region runs from base 1 to 2862 and encodes 953 amino acids. NCBI's taxonomy places the organism in Eukaryota, Fungi, Ascomycota, Eurotiomycetes, Eurotiales, Aspergillaceae. Gene Ontology annotation, biological process: vacuole organization; endosome organization; organelle fusion. The transcript has 4 exons. Gene Ontology annotation, cellular component: HOPS complex; endosome. Gene Ontology annotation, molecular function: protein-macromolecule adaptor activity. The record is from RefSeq and is a predicted model, not a curated record.